AUGGAUAAUUCUCCUACACACCCACACACACUGCCUCUCGAUGAGCUCGCCGGAUUCGAUGCGGGAGGGGCGGCUGAUUUGGAGGUUCCGUUGGUGAAGUACCUGCCCGUGGUGGAGGAGCAUUUCACGUUCCUUGAACGACGCGCCGCGGCAUGGGACUACCUUUUCGCGUUGACGGAGGCGGAGUUCCCGCCCGACCCGGCGGCGAGCGCGCGCGCAGUGGACCCCUCGCAGGCCGGGCCCUCGGUCCCAUCCAAGCACGGGCAACCGGCGAGCGACACCAACACCAGCACCAACACCCUCUUUUAUGGCGGCUGGCAGGAGGCCGGGAGCGGGAGCCCUGCAGACGCUAACCCACUCGCUUAUUGGGAGCAGCUGUCGGAGCUGGACCUGAACAUGAUGUUCGCUGUUGAUGGUGAGCAGCCUCUUGCGCAAAACCGAAACGGAGACGGAGGCUUCGAGGGCGGCGAGUCUGCGGCGGGGAAGGAUGGCGAUGUCGUCCACUAUCGCGAGGAGGCGAAUCCGAAUCCAAACUUCGAGGAGAACCAAGUCUUCGACCAAGCUGCAACUACCGACGAUGGCUCUACCUUGCAGGAGAACUUGUGGGAUAGUGGUACUGGAGUUUGGGCCCACCCGAGGCCGCGGGUGGCGCGGUCCUCAGCUGGGCAAUGCAGUCGUCCACGGGUCGUCCCCGCAUUCCAAGAUAAUCGACAAGAAGUGUACGAGACGGCUCUGUCGCCAACUGAUGUUGGCGAGCCGGCAAGCGAGGCGGGGGAUUUGGUGGGAUGUGGAACAACAGCACCGGGCAAUGCUUUGCGCCCCGCUCCUUUGUUUUUGACAAUAACGGGGAUGUGCGUCAGAAAUAUUCAGUCGUCGCAUUUGAUGAACAAGCCAUCACGGAAGCGCGUCCCAUUUCAUCGACCAUCCGGAUCGGAGCUGCGCCCUCAACGUAUCGGGAGCGCUCCUGAUCCUGCGGUCGCCGGACUGAAACGCAAAUACGAAGACGGGCCGCAGUUCUCGGCAUUCCAUGCAGCUGGUCCCGGCACCUCCAAACGGGCAAAAUCGGAUGAUGUCCCCGAAAAGCGUGGACUUUCUCGCCGACUACUUGCAGAUGGUGUACAAACCAACCUCCUGAACAUACUGGGUCCGCGGGACCAAUCCAGGGCGCCUUCGAUCUCCACUCCCGGCGGACACAGCUUGCGCAGCUGUUCCCCGAAGACUCCAUCCCGCAUCUGGCGAUCCUGGCCCAACACCCGGGAGGUGGCGAACCAAUUCGCGACGUGGCGGCUCGCGAUGUGGGAAAAGGGCAAGGCGCCUCGGACCCGUCGCUCUCGUGCGAGGUCGUGACCGACAUCACUUUCAACAAGAGCAGAUCAGAAAGCAGCUCGCGAAGCGGCACGGCUGGUCGCCGGCGCGCCUGCGGGACGGCGGGGCGAGGGUGUUCGGGUGCCCGUGGCGCGCGCUGGACCGCGCCGGCGCGAUCGGCGUGGCAAGUAUGGCGUGCAGGGCGAGGCGGGCGUGCACGAGGUUGUGAAGCAUAUCAUGGAGGACACCUGCUCUCGGAGCACUACGAGUGCCGGUCGUGUCAUGGGUGCUCCGUCUCUGGAAGAUCUGGCGGCCCAUCUGAUCGCGGAGGGUUCUGUGCGAGCCAGCCCCGGGCGCGUAGGAGGUCUCUGCUGCCAGGGAGCUUGGAUCCGACGCUUCGAGUUGGCGAGUGGAUCGAUGUUAAGCUUUAUGAUACUUAUGGCACCAUCUCAUAUUAUGUCUUUUCAUCGCAUCUUAUAUGCACUUAUAUCAUCAGAGCAUUGUAGUAAGUAACCAGCAUUUAUGCUAUGUAAUCCAGACACCAUCUGGUACCCAGAAAAACUGAACUGAAAUUCCUCGAUGCGCUAGCUCCCAUUGCGUAAUUACUUUGCCAUCAGCGAGUUCGACUUGUGUUUAUUCUGUUGAUACAAGUAGCAUAUGUGCUCGAACACAUUCAAGGUUCUC
This is a messenger RNA of Mycena citricolor, 1989 nucleotides long. The record is from the annotation of a GenBank genome assembly. NCBI's taxonomy places the organism in Eukaryota, Fungi, Basidiomycota, Agaricomycetes, Agaricales, Mycenaceae.